CUGAGGAGGAGAACGAGGGAUUCCGAGGGUGGGACUGGGCAGAGCGUGUGUGUGCGGGCGCGUGGGUCCGGAGCCACCGGGGAGGCGGUGAAGAGGGCACAGCAUGGCAGUGCCCGGCGAGGCUGCGCUCGUCAGGGACAAGCCCGUGCGCGGAGCAAGGGUGAGUCCAGCCCCCGCGGCGGGCCGGGACUGCCACCGUCGUGCGGGCCCGGCGUCCUCGCCGAUCUCCGGCUGCGGCGGCUGCUGGGGAGACGUGGUGCUGCAGCCUCUCCGGCGCUCCCGGAAACUUUCCUCCGCACUGUGCGCGGGAUCCCUGUCCUUUCUGCUGGCGCUGCUGGUGAGGCUGGUCCGCGGGGAGAUCGGCUGUGACCCGGAGCAGAGCAGGGAGGCGGCGGCGGCGGAGGAGGAGGAGGAAGCAGCCCCCGGGGCAGGAGGGGGCGUCCUCCCCGGGCCUCGGGGAGGCGCUCCCGGGGGCGGCGCGCCGCUCAGCCCCUGGCUGCAGCCCUCGGCGCUGCUCUUCAGUCUCCUCUGUGCCUUCUCCUGGAUGGGCUUGUACCUCCUGCGCGCAGGGGUGCGCCUGCCUCUGGCCGUCGCGCUGCUGGCCGCCUGCUGCGGGGGGGAAGCGCUCGUCCAGAUUGGGCUGGGCGUCGGGGAGGAUCUCUUACUCUCGCUCCCCGCCGCGGGGGUGGUGCUCAGCUGCUUGGCGGCCGCGACAUGGCUGGUGCUGAGGCUGAGGCUGGGCGUCCUCAUGAUCGCCUUGACUAGUGCGGUCAGGACCGUGUCCCUCAUUUCCUUAGAGAGGUUCAAGGUCGCCUGGAGACCUUACCUGGCGUACUUGGCCGGCGUGCUGGGGAUCCUCCUGGCCAGGUACGUGGAGCAAAUCUUGCCGCAGUCCGGGGAGGCGGCUCCGAGGGAGCGUUCUGGGUCCCACCUUGUCGGGACCAGGGAAGACAUCCCCGUGUUUAAGAGGAGGAGGCGGUCCAGCUCCGUGGUGUCCGCCGAGAUGUCUGGCUGCAGCAGCAAGUCCCAUCGGCGGACCUCCCUGCCGUGUAUACCGAGGGAACAGCUCAUGGGGCAUUCAGAAUGGGACCACAAACGAGGCCCACGAGGAUCACAGUCUUCAGGAACCAGCAUCACUGUGGACAUCGCUGUGAUGGGCGAGGCCCACGGCCUCAUCACCGACCUCCUGGCAGACCCUUCUCUGCCGCCAACUGUGUGCACGUCCCUGAGGGCUGUGAGCAAUCUGCUCAGCACACAGCUCACCUUCCAGGCCAUCCACAAGCCCAGAGUGAAUCCCUUCAUUCCCCUCAGUGAAAACUACACCUGCUCCGACUCGGAAGAUGGCUCUGACAAAGACAAGCUGGCCAUCACUAAGCGCCUGAGAAGAAGUUUGCCCCCAGGUUUGCUGAGACGAGUUUCUUCCACUUGGACAACCACCACCUCAGCAACAGGUCUGCCCACCCUGGAGCCCGCACCCGUACGAAGGGACCGCAGCGCCAGCAUCAAACCGCACGACGCCCCUUCAUCCAGUGUGGCUAGUCCUGAUUCUUGGAAUAACCCAGGCAUGACAACCCUCACCAAAAGCAGAUCCUUCACUUCAUCCUAUGCUGUUUCUGCCACAAACCACGUAAAGGCUAAAAAGCAAAAUCGACCAAGUGCCCUAGCUAAAAUUUCACCUCUUUCAUCGCCCUGCUCCUCACCUCUGCAAGGGACUCCUACCAGCAGCCCCAUCAGCAAAAUUUCAGGAGCACAGUUUCCAGAAUCUUCUAACACAACUGCAAAACAAGGCCUGAGCUCUCACAGGACCUUAACUUACACUCAGAGUGCCCCUGACUUAUCCCCUCAGAUCCUGACUCCACCUAUCAUAUGUAGCAGCUGUGGCAGGCCGUACUCCCCAGGGAAUCCUGCGGAUGGGCCCUUGGAGAGAAGUGGGGCAGAUACUCAGAUACCAAGCAGAACAGAUGACACUGUUCAAGUUACCUCUGAUUAUGAAACCAAUAACAACAGUGACAGCAGUGACAUCGUACAGAAUGAAGAUGAGACCCAGUGUCCCAGGGAGCCCCUGAGGAAAGCAUCAGCUUGCAGCCCUUACGCUCCAGAGCCCAUGAUGUUCCUGGACAAACCGAUUCUUGCUCCUGAACCUCUUGUCAUGGAUAAUCUGGACUCAAUUAUGGAGCAGUUAAAUACGUGGAAUUUUCCAAUUUUUGAUUUAGUAGAAAGCAUAGGGAAGAAAUGUGGCCGUAUUCUUAGUCAGGUAUCAUACAGACUUUUUGAAGACAUGGGCCUCUUUGAAGCUUUUAAAAUUCCAGUUAGGGAAUUUAUGAAUUAUUUUCAUGCUUUGGAGAUUGGAUACAGGGAUAUUCCUUAUCAUAACAGAAUUCAUGCAACUGACGUCUUACACGCCGUGUGGUAUCUUACUACACAACCGAUUCCAGGCCUUUCCACUGUGAUUAAUGAUCAUGGUUCAGCAAGUGACUCAGAUUCUGACAGUGGAUUUACACAUGGACAUAUGGGAUAUGUAUUCUCAAAAAUGUAUAAUGUGACAGAUGAUAAAUACGGGUGUCUGUCCGGGAAUAUCCCUGCCUUAGAGUUGAUGGCACUGUAUGUGGCUGCAGCCAUGCACGAUUAUGACCACCCAGGGAGGACUAAUGCUUUCCUGGUUGCAACUAGUGCUCCGCAGGCGGUGCUAUAUAAUGAUCGUUCAGUUUUGGAGAAUCACCAUGCAGCUGCUGCGUGGAAUCUUUUCAUGUCCCGGCCAGAGUAUAACUUUUUAGUUAACCUUGACCAUGUGGAAUUUAAGCAUUUCCGUUUCCUUGUCAUUGAAGCAAUUUUGGCCACUGACCUGAAGAAACACUUUGACUUCGUCGCCAAAUUGAAUGCCAAGGUGAAUGAUGAUGUUGGAAUAGAUUGGACCAAUGAAAACGACCGUCUGCUGGUUUGUCAGAUGUGUAUAAAGUUGGCUGAUAUUAAUGGGCCAGCUAAAUGUAAAGAACUCCAUCUACAGUGGACAGAGGGUAUUGUCAAUGAGUUUUAUGAACAGGGUGAUGAGGAGGCCAGCCUCGGGUUACCCAUAAGCCCCUUCAUGGACCGUUCUGCCCCUCAGUUGGCCAAUCUUCAGGAAUCCUUCAUCUCUCACAUCGUGGGUCCUCUGUGCAACUCCUAUGACUCAGCAGGACUAAUGCCAGGGAAAUGGGUGGAAGACAGUGAUGAGUCAGGAGAUACUGAUGACCCCGAAGAAGAGGAAGCCGCAGCAGCCAAUGAAGAAGAAACCUGUGAAAAUAAUGAAUCUGCAAGAAAGAAAACUUUCAAAAGGAGGAAAAUCUACUGCCAAAUAACUCAGCACCUCUUGCAGAACCACAAGAUGUGGAAGAACGUCAUUGAAGAGGAACAGCGGUUCGCAGGCAUAGAAGAUCAGUCCCUGGACCAGAGCACUCAGCAACACUCUUCAGAACAGAUCCAGGCCAUCAGGGAAGAAGAGGAAGAGAAAGGGAAACCCAGAGGAGAGGAGAGCCCACCUCCGAAGCCCAGCCAGUGACAGUGGACAGGAUGAGCUGGGUGUCCCACCAGACUGACUUGCCGCAGACUCUUUCCAAGCCAGCACAACACUGAAGACACAACACUGUAGAAAUACGAGAAGAGGGGCAAAUGGCUAUUGCAUCUGGGAUUCCUUGUAUUCUAUGUGUUUAUUUUUAUAGUGAGGUACAUUGUUAACAAAACUCUUGCUCAAAGAAGCUUUCACAUUGCAACACCAGUUUCAAAGGAUUUUUCUUUUUUUAAGGAGGAGCUAGUUGUGUGUGUGUAUGUAAGGUCCCACAUAGAUACGUGUAAAACAUAUUCACACACACGCAUACACAUACACACUGAAAGCCAGGAAAACUGGCUCCACCAUGUAGUAACAUUCGUAUUAAGAUAUAGAGUGGUCACUGUGAUAUAAAAAUCAUAAAGGAAACCAAAUCACAAUGGAAAUGGUGCGGCUUAGCAGGGAAACAGGGCAGCCAAUGUAGGUUACCCACUAAGCAGCUUUUGCUCUUAGUACCGAGGGGUGAACGCUCCAGAACAUUAGUUGGAUCCUGAGACAUCCUGCCAACACUGUGUGUGAUUGUGUCAGUGUGUGUGUGUACGAGAAAAAGACCAGAUCCAGGUUGAAAGGGUGUUUGUGUGCGUGUGUGCGUAUGUACUGAGAGAGUUUUGUGGUUUUCGUAGCUCACAGAGUAGCUGUAGCAGAUGACUGAGUGUAUGUGAACAAACAGCAGAAGUUCGCUCUGCAGUGUCUCUGAGAGGCAGCCAUUUCAAAUGCACCUGCUCCACGGAGCGCCCUCAAGGGUCCCUUUGCAGAGAGGGAGGGCACCCCCUGGCGGGAUGAGGGCCACAUGUUGGGUAUUACCGCUGUGCACCACUUGGAGGCGCUCUAUCAUCAGCCUCCAGCACACAAGACUGAGGCAUUUUCCAGUCUACUCCCCUAAUGAAUGUAUAGGAGCUGUUUGUGAGUAUGGAUGUCCCUCAGUAAAAGCCCGUCACCAUUUCAGGGGAUGGAAUUCUUUCGGAAGAAGCCGGAGUGAUGUCCUUUAAUCAGGGUAGAAUACUAAAAGGAUGCCGGAGAAGGCCUGGGAUAUUGCACUUAACAGUGAUCUCCUGCGUCAUCUUAAUUUGCUGCAAAAUGUGUGGUAGAAAAAGAGAAAGGCAGGCAAGCAAACCCCCCCUCUGGGUUAUACAGAAAGUGAUGAAGGAGAAAAUGUCAACCUAGGAGUUUUGGGGCAGCAUAGGGAAGGCCUGAUCCUUGGAAACUGUUGAAGUUUGACUUUGGGGGAUGAAGGUCUCCCUGACACCCCAGCAGAGGUUUUCCACGCUGUAUAAGGGGACACCCUCCAUCUGCAAUCAGGUCCUCCGUCAGUCAUACUGCUUCUGACAGGGAAGAUUAUAGAGGGACUGUUUGGGGGUUGGGUUAUUACUGCAAGUCUUAUUUUUUUGUUGUUUGUUUAUCUACACUUGUUCAUGCUGUGAGCCAAACCUCUAUUUAAAAAAGUUGAUACUCACUUUCAAUAUUUUAUUUCAUAUUAUUAUAUAUGUCAUGAAUAGUUAUGUUGAUGUAAAUAUAAAGAUUUUUGUUUCUGUAGAUAGUAAACUCCUUUUUUAAAAAAGAGAAAAGGGAGACAUUUUUAUAAAGUUAUAUUUUAAUCACCAUUUUUAUACGUUAUAGUUAUCUCCAAGCCCAGCAAGAGAGUGAUGAUUUAUUUGCAAGGAGGUGAAUAGCCACUCAUCUACCUAUGCUAAUUUAAAUGAUAAUCUGAUACAGUUAUUUCCGCCAAUUAAAUGAGGAUGCUGCGAAGAGUGUGUUUUUUCACUAGUAACUUUUGCUAACUGAAUGAAUUUUGGGUUCCUGUCUCCCAGAUGACUUUUUUAACCAAUGCCACAUUUGUAUAGCUGGUGUCCAUUUGUCCAUUUCUAACACUUCUUAAUUAUAACUCUUCCUUCAGUGUUAUAUACACACCUCCUUAUCAUCUAAACAAUCUUGGCUUCUAAGUAAACAUGGAUGGUGAUUUUUAUUUCCUCUGAAGUCAUAGAAAGGAAUGUUUACAUUGGAAAAUAUCUUUGUUUCUCA
Nycticebus coucang (slow loris) is the source of this 5599-nucleotide messenger RNA. It is a transcript of the gene PDE3A, whose product is annotated as phosphodiesterase 3A. Gene Ontology annotation, biological process: positive regulation of oocyte development; oocyte maturation. Gene Ontology annotation, cellular component: cytosol. Gene Ontology annotation, molecular function: 3',5'-cyclic-AMP phosphodiesterase activity. The transcript has 16 exons. Lineage: Eukaryota; Metazoa; Chordata; Mammalia; Primates; Lorisidae. The record is from RefSeq and is a predicted model, not a curated record. The coding region runs from base 104 to 3535 and encodes 1143 amino acids.